Molecule: messenger RNA, 174 nt
Organism: Podarcis lilfordi (Lilford's wall lizard)
Lineage: Eukaryota; Metazoa; Chordata; Lepidosauria; Squamata; Lacertidae
Source: the annotation of a GenBank genome assembly
CCCUGAUCACCACGACAGUAGAUUGGAAGACGCGUCCGGAAAGAGCCCCAUCUUCCCCCUCUGCUCACUACGCUUGCUCGGAAGCAAGCCCCAUUCAGACGUGCAGGGACCCACAACAAUCGUGUUUGAGUCCCUCGCGAAGCCAGGAUCAAGCUACAAGCCGCUUACUCCAGA